GAGAGAGAGAGAAAGAGAGAGAGAGAGAGAGGUGUUGAUGGAGGAGACCCUCAAGGCCCUCUCCUUGGACUACCUCAACCUCCUCAUCAAUGGCCAGGCCUUCAGCGACGUCACCUUCAGCGUGGAGGGCCGGCUGGUACACGCACACCGCUGCAUCCUCGCAGCCCGCAGCCUGUUCUUCCGCAGGUUCUUCUGCGGCACGGAUCCCCCGUCGCCGGGGCUGCUGUCGUCGCCCAGGGGGGGCGCCGCGUCCCCCGGGGCCGCCGGAGGCGCCGUCAUCCCCGUGAAUUCGGUCAGCUACGAGGUGUUCCUGCUGAUGCUGCAGUUCCUCUACAGCGGGCAGGUCUCCGUCGUGCCGCAGAAGCACGAGCCCCGCCCCAGUUGCGGCGAGCGCGGAUGCUGGCACACCCACUGCACCGCCGCCGUCGACCUAGCCCUCGACACCCUCACCGCCGCCCGCUCCUUUGGCGUCAAGCAGCUCGAGCAGAUCACCGAGAAGCAAUUGGCCAGCAUGGCCGAGAAGGCGUCGAUCGAAGACGUGAUGAAGGUGCUGAUGGCGUCACGGCAGCAAGACAUGCAGCAGCUCUGGACCACCUGCUCCCACCUCGUGGCCAAGUCGGGCCUCCCAGCGGAGGUGCUCGCGAAGCACCUCCCCAUCGACGUUGUAGCCAGGAUCGAGGAGCUGCGCCUCAAGUCCUCCCUCGCCCGUCGGUCCUCCUUCGUAGCCCACCACCACCAGAUCGACGUUUCCGGCUCCUCUGCGGACCUCGAGGACCACCACCACAAGAUCCGCCGCAUGCGCCGCGCGCUCGACUCCUCUGACGUCGAGCUCGUGAAGCUGAUGGUCAUGGGGGAGGGGCUGAACCUCGAUGACGCGCUCGCUCUCCACUACGCCGUCGAGAACUGUAGCCGGGAGGUCGUCAAGGCUCUUCUGGAGCUCGGCGCGGCCGAUGUCAAUUCCCCGGCCGGUCCCACCGGGAAGACGCCACUCCACAUCGCGGCCGAAAUGGUGUGCCCCGACAUGGUCGCCGUCCUCCUCGACCACCACGCUGACCCCAACGUUCGCACCGUCGACGGCGUCACACCGCUCGACAUACUCCGCACCCUCACCUCCGACUUCCUCUUCAAGGGCGCGGUACCGGGCCUGUCGCACAUCGAGCCCAACAAGCUCCGGCUAUGUCUCGAGCUCGUCCAGUCCGCCGCACUGGUCAUCUCCCGGGAGGAGGCUAAUUGCGGCGGCGGUACUGGUGGUGCUGGAAGCAACCCGACCACGGCCAUCUAUCCCCGAAUGAAUCCAGGAACAGGCGCUUGUGAUGCAAGCAGCUCCACCUCUGGGAUGGUCAACCUUAGCUUGGACUCAAGAAUGGUGUAUCUGAACCUUGGUAUGGCGGCACAAUUUGGAGGCAAGAUGAACGAUGGAGGGGGAGACGGAAGCAGCAGCAGUAGAUCCCAAGGUGGGGGUGGUGGAAUCGGCCCAUCCUCCAUGUACCCUGCUCAUGGCUUCCCAUGACCACAACUGUGUAAGAUCUGAAGGACCAUAUCUACUUCCUUUGCUUACCAAUCUAUAUCACAUUAGUCACAUCAUUCUAUGUUCGAUGUAACACCCAAUGCAAGCCCAGAGAGAGAGAGAGAGAGAGAGAGAGAGAGUCACGAACUCAGAGGGAAUGGUAUUCGACAGAGUUUGUUCUUGGAGGAAUAGGGAGAAUGGAUAUGUGCAGCUGCACCCAGACAUAGAACUCAAAGAGCUUUCCAUGAUUUUAAAUGUAUUUUUGGGUUUGCUUGGAUUCUUGUAAGCUUUCAGGUUUACUGGUAGGGGAUUGAAGGAAGGAGACAACAAGAAUCUAAGUAAGCUGUCAAUUAUGGAGGAGAUGCAGGUCAAUCUUCUCUCUCUCUCUUUCUCACUCUGUGUGUGGCCUCUAUCAUACCUUUUGUUUUCAUUUGCUGAUUCUUCUGAUAUCAUCCAUUGCUUCGCUUCUUUCAUCUCCUCACUUACUGUCUCCCGAGAUGCAAACGUUCUCUCUUCCAUUGAGUGAUCAAAGGAAGCUGUAGGAGAGGCAGAAUUGCUUGAGACUGUUAGCAAAUAGCUUCUAUUAAUGCUUGUAGGGCUGUCAACAUCUGAUGAAGGGAGUGGGUACACUCCUUUCUCUGUGGCCUUUAAAUGGUGUGCUUGUCCUCCCGACUCAGUCUUUAUUUGGAUGUGGAUAAAGGCAGUCUCCCAUGCAGUGACGGCAAUGAGCUGUGUCCUCCCACAACAGCUUCUACAGUGCUUCAGUAUAUUUCCCUCUUGUAUUGUAUCGAUGAUACCGAAAGCAUCACUCAUCUGUAGACCAAUGAAUCCCUUGUCUUGCAUGAAUGCAACACAGUUUGACUCCACUGCACCACAUCUCAGCUGCUUUUAGUGUUCUCCUUUUUCCCAUUGACUCUGUCGAGCCUCACAGCAAUCUUCUCCUUGAGAGAUGGCUUUACAAUAACUGUGUAAUCUAACUGGUCUUUGACCUCCAUUCUUUCGUAUCACCACAUUGAGAAGGUCUUGAGGUCAGCUGAAGAACAAAUGUUUUUGUUGA
Molecule: messenger RNA, 2564 nt
Organism: Musa acuminata subsp. malaccensis (wild Malaysian banana)
Lineage: Eukaryota; Viridiplantae; Streptophyta; Magnoliopsida; Zingiberales; Musaceae
Source: RefSeq, a predicted model, not a curated record